AUGGGAGAAGUGAAGCCCUCCAAGAAGCAACCAAAAGUUGCUGAAGAAGCCUUGAAGAAGUAUACAAGCUCCAGUGUGUUGGAGUUGUCGCGAGUGAAGUUGGCUGAUUCCAAAUUAGCCUACGUGCACACUCCCAUCAAGAAGGUGGUGAACUUGCAGGCGACGAAGGUCAACGUUGUGAAGGAGAAACCCGACAAGACUUGGUUUCCAAAGCCCAGAAUUCAGGUGGCUGAAUGCUUAUCCCUGCAGACAACGCAACAGUUUGAUGUCAUGGGAUUUGUCACGAAAGUGGAGGAGUUGAAAACCAUUGGCAGUGGGCGGCGGGUUUGCGAGAUAGUGAUCGAAGACGGCAGCAAAAAUAUGGAAAAUGUCGGUUGUCAGCGCGCACUGUGCUUGAUCACCAGUCACAAACAAUCCAAGCUGACGCAGGUCGCGAAUGGCGCGGGCUAUGUUGUUCUUACUGAAAUGAUUCAGUGCGGUCUGAACCCUUCGGGCCACUACAAGUGCAAAGCAAUUUGCAACUUGGACGACACUUUGAGCAUGCGCUUGGACCCGCCCCGGCCAGGGGCUACGCAGUAUGCUUUGCUGAGUAUUUCCGGACGAUCAGAAGACACCUUUUUGAUCAAUGCCUUGCAGCUUGUGCGAGAAGAGGAAGCCCAG
This is a messenger RNA of Durusdinium trenchii, 660 nucleotides long. Lineage: Eukaryota; Dinophyceae; Suessiales; Symbiodiniaceae. The record is from the annotation of a GenBank genome assembly.